Glossina fuscipes is the source of this 806-nucleotide messenger RNA. It is a transcript of the gene ATPsyndelta, whose product is annotated as ATP synthase subunit delta, mitochondrial. NCBI's taxonomy places the organism in Eukaryota, Metazoa, Arthropoda, Insecta, Diptera, Glossinidae. The transcript has 4 exons. The coding region runs from base 132 to 602 and encodes 156 amino acids. Gene Ontology annotation, biological process: proton motive force-driven ATP synthesis. The record is from RefSeq and is a predicted model, not a curated record. Gene Ontology annotation, molecular function: proton-transporting ATP synthase activity, rotational mechanism.
GCAUCUGUCGAAUUUCUUGUUAGCAACUUUGACGGGUUUUGCAUUUUUGAAGAACUUUGCUCGGUAGGUUUUUUGGGCAACGUACAAAUAGGAUUUAGCAGAAAUAUUAAAUAAUAAAACUGCAGAUAAACAUGUUUGUAAAAAAUGCUCGCUUACUGGCCAGACGUGGCACACAUUUGAUGCAAGCCCGUGGUUACGCGGACGAAAUGAAACUAACCUUUGCCGCUGCCAAUAAAACAUUCUACGACAAGGCCGAUGUACGCCAAAUUGACGUGCCAUCCUUUAGUGGUAGUUUCGGCAUAUUGGCUAAACAUGUACCCACUUUGGCUGUUUUAAAACCCGGUCUUGUUCAAGUCAUUGAAAAUGACGGUAAAACCUCCAAAUACUUUGUGUCUAGUGGCACCAUUACUGUUAAUGAAGAUUCCAGUGUGCAAGUAUUGGCUGAAGAGGCCCACGAUAUUAAAGAUAUCGAUGUUAGUGAAGCCCGUCAAUUGCUUUCCAAGUAUCAGUCUGCUAUAUCGUCAGCUAGUAGCGAUGCUGAUAAGGCUGAAGCGGCUAUUGCCGUUGAAUGCUGCGAAGCUCUUGUUAAAGCUGCCGAAUAAAUUUAUAUUUUUAGAUUAACCGCUAAAGUUAUGGUAACAACAUCUUUCAAUUCCCCUUAAAUAUAUUUAAGCUACGGUUCUUUUGGCGAAAAUAUACAUUUUCGCGUGCGGUUGAGAAUCGAAAAAGUAGUUUGAUAAUAAGGCGAAUUUGUAAAGUAAAAAUGACUAAAAUUCACAACUAAUAAAAUAUGAAAUAAAUCCAAA